AUGGUCACGGAGGUGGAAGUGGAGGAGGACGCAAGUGGAGGAAGUGGAAGCGUACACUUACCCCACGCCGGUGAAGGAGGAGGAAGUGGAUUCGAGAGUGGAAGAGGAGCUGGACUCAUAGGAGACAACGGAUUGGAAAGUGGAUUUGAUGAAAGUCGAGAAGAAGGCUUCGGUGGAGGCAGCAGUGACGGUGGAUUCAGUGGAGACUUUGGUGGAAGAGGAGAAAGUGAUUUCGAAUUCCACGACUUUGGAAGAGGACAUGGCCAAGGCAACAGAGAAGGUGGAAGAGGUGGAGGUGGAUUUGGAGGUCACUCAGGUGGACAUGGAUUAGUGGGAGACGACAGGGAUAUAGGUGGAUUUGGUGGAGACAGCAGGGACGGGGAUUACAUUCGAAACCCCGGUGGAAGAAGUGGAUUUCAGGGCGAUAUUCGAGGUGGAAUAGAGAGAUUUGGAUUUGGAGAGGACGAAAAAAGUGGAUUUAGUGGAAGCAGCAGCGGUCAUGGAUUCAGCGGAGGUGGUGGAGGAAGUACAAAAGAAAGUGGAUUCGGGAAGCACAAAGGUGGAGAAGUAGAGAGUGGAUUUGCCAGAGGAAUCAGCGACGGUGGAGAAAGUGGAAGACAUAACAGAGGUAGAGCGGAGGGUGGAUACGGCAGCAGCGGAGUAGAAAUAAGUGGAUUUGGAGACGGACACUCGGGUGGAGAAGUAAGUGGAAUUGGAGGUCACGCAGGUGGAGGAGGAGGUGGAGGUAACGACAGAAGUUACAGUGGAGGCAGAAGCAGACACGAGGGAAGUGGAGUAACCCAUGGAGAAAGAAUAGAAAGUGGAUUUGGUGGAAGUGGUGUUACUGGAGGAAUAUUUGGUGGAAGUCUUGGAGGAAUAUUUGGUGGAAGUGAUGGAGGUGGAAGAAUAUUUGGUGGAAGUCUCGGAGGAAUAUUUGAUGGAAGUGAUAGAAGUGGAGAAAGAUUUGGUGGAACUGAUGGAGAAGAAUUUGGUGGAAGUGGUGAUGAUGGGGGAACAUUUGGUGGAAGUCGUGUAGGUGGAGGAAGAUUCGGUGGAAGCAGCGACGAUAGUGGAUACAACCAUGGAAGUGACUUUGGAGGAAAUCACGGACAUGGAAAGGAAGUGGAUAAAUUUGGAGGUCUCUCAGGUGGAGAUUUUGACGGUGGAUUUGAAAGAGUAAGUGGAAGAGAAUUUGGUGGAAGUGGAGGUAUUGUUGUAGGAUCUGUUGAAGGCAGAAAUAAUGUUGAAUAUACCGUGGGCGCCGCUCUCAACAUAGAAAGUGGUUCAGGAGGUGGAAGAGGCUUUGGUGGAAGCACAGGUGACAGUGGACAUAAUGUUGGUGGAGGAGAUGGAGGGAGAAGGUUUAGUGGAGAUGGCAGCCUCGGUGGGAGUGGAGGAAGUGGAUUCGGGAGAGGUGUAGGAGGUGGAGGUGGAUUUGGUGGAGGGAAAAGCGACGGUGGAUACAGUGGAGGGAGUGAAGGAACAAGUGGAGGAGGUCACGCAAGUGGAGGAGAAUUGAGUGAAUUUGAGAGUCACUUUGGGACGGGGAGAGAAAGUGGAUUUGGAGAGGGUCAUUCAGGUGGAAUAAUAACAAGUGUAUUUGGAGAUCACGCGGAUGGUGGAAUAGGAAUCGGCGAAGUGAGGGAUGAGAGUGGAGGUGGAGGAAUAGGAUUUGAGGAAAGCACAGGAGGUGGAAUAGGAGUAAGUAGUCGUGGCAACAGUGGCUAUAGCGGAGGAGGAGGAGAAACAGGAAGUGGGUUCGUUGAAGGAAAUCCAGGAGGUGGAGGAAGAGGAGGAGGUCCAGGGUUUGUAGGCGAUAUCAGUGGCUUUGGUGGGGGUGGAGGUGGAGUUGGAGUGAGUCUCUUUGGUUUAGAGGCAGCCGGUGGAGACUCGAGCGACGGCGGAUACAGUGGAGGAGGCGCUGGAGGAGGAGGAGUGAGUGGAGGCCUCGGUGGAGGUGAGAUCAGCGGCGCCUUCGGAGGGAGUGGAGGCCUCGGGAAUAUCGUCUCCGGAGUGUUCGUCGGGAGCGGAAUACUCCACGAGAAGAGGCGGAGAGGCAGCUUUGGCUUCCUGCCUGCCGGAGUCCACAGCAGCGAGAAGUCCAGCGGAGGGAGCGGCCACGGCAGGAGUGAGCAUGAGAGCAGCGGAGGCGCCGGGGGACAUGUCGACGGCGGCAGCGAAGGCGUCCUGGGCGGCGGAGGAUCUCGCAACGGAGGCCACGGGAUCGCCAGCGGCCACGGGAUCGCCAGCGGCCACGGGAUCGCCAGCGGCCACGGCGGUUCUGGCGCGGGAGGCAAGCACGACGACGCCGAUGAUGAUCAUAGUUUCACUCCUGGUGGAAGCCAGAGACACUUCGGAGGCCACAGCAGCGGCGACGGCCACGCGGUUGUUGAAAGCCAUAGCAUUUCCGGCGGCCACAGCAGCAACACCAUUACCGAACUCAAGGACAGCACUACGGGUGGCAGGGGAAGCGGCAACUCAUAUGACAGCAGCAGCGGAAGCCUCGGCAGCAGUAGCAGGAACCACAUAUUCGUCGCUAGGCACAGUGACGGCAGCAUCAGCGGCGGCCACAGCGGCGGCCACAGCAGAGGCAGUCAUUUCAAUCACGAUAAUAGUGAUUACAAUAGAUAA
Messenger RNA from Penaeus vannamei (Pacific white shrimp), 2631 nucleotides. The record is from RefSeq and is a predicted model, not a curated record. NCBI's taxonomy places the organism in Eukaryota, Metazoa, Arthropoda, Malacostraca, Decapoda, Penaeidae.